UCCCUCCAGCAUACCUCGUAUAAAACCAACUAGACAAAUGUGUCUUGUGGGGCCGAAGGAAUCCUGGAGUUCCCGACACCAUCUCACUAGCGAAGGCUGGGGCGAGUGCUAAGUUCUGCUAACCUCAUGCCACGAUGCCUCCUGCAUUAGCGGCAUUAGCUGCACAGGAGAGACUUAUCCGAGCUCGGAAUGUUCAGUAGCCGAGCCAUAAGUACCGAAAAGGACGUCGGCUCUUCAACACUCGUCAAUUGUUUCUAACCCUGCUGAAGCAUUCCUGGGCCAGCGCACAACUCUCAAUGCCAUCUUUGAAUACCCUCAAACUGGGGGCUGUCCUCGGCCUGGUUGCCAUUGCCCCCUCAAUUGAGGCAUCGGACAGCUCCUCUUGCCGAUGUUUCCCCGGCGAUGAUUGCUGGCCGUCGGUUUCGACCUGGGAUGCUUUCAACCAGUCGGUCGAUGGACGUCUUGUGGCCACCGUGCCUCUCGCAGCUCCGUGCCACGCUCCCAACUACGAUGCAAAUAAAUGUGAAGCUUUGAAAGAUGGCUGGCUUUUGCCAGAGGAACACUAUCAAUCUUCUUCGUCUCUUAUGGCUCCGUUCUUCACAAAUGCCACAUGCGAUCCAUACCACCCUGUUUCCAAGCCCUGUACCCUUGGUAAUUUCGUCCGAUAUGCAGUUAAUGUCUCCACGCCGGCCCAUGUCGCCAAGACAUUGCAAUUUGCCAACGAACACAAUAUCCGUUUUGUGAUCCGUAACACCGGCCAUGACUACAACGGAAAAUCCACCGGUGCAGGUGCUCUGUCAGUCUGGACACACCACCUGAAGGAUAUCGAAUUCAAGGAUUGGGACGACAACUGGUAUGUAGGAAAGGCUGUCAAGCUCGGCGCUGGUGUCCAGGGAAUCGAGGCGUACGAGGCAGCGCAGGCGCAGGGGCUUCGGGUGGUCGGCGGAGAGUGCCCUUCUGUCGGUAUUGCCGGCGGAUACAGCCAAGGCGGCGGUCACUCUUCCCUGUCUUCGAAGUACGGACUUGGUGCGGACCAGGUCCUGGAGUGGGAGGUUAUAGAUGGUACUGGCAGGCUCCUCGUCGCGAACCGUCAACAGAACAGUGAUUUAUACUGGGCAAUGGCUGGUGGUGGCGGUGGCACCUACGGUGUUGUCUGGUCUAUGACCUCCAAGGCUCAUGCCGAUGGUCAGGUAUCGGGCUUGAAUCUUACGUUCACCACCACUGACAUUUCUGACGACACUUUCUUCAAAGCCGUGGAGCUCUACAAUUCUUAUUUACCUUCCUUCGUGGAUGAGGGUAUCAUGAGUCUGAACUUCCUGACCAACACCUCCUUCUCUCUCUCCCCUAUGACUGCACCUGGUCUUUCCCUGGAGAAGCUUGAGAGCCUUGUUAAACCAUUUCUGAAGGGUCUGGACAAGCUUGGCAUCACAUAUGAUUAUCAUGCGGAAAGCUUUCCCACUUACCUUGACCAAUUCAACGCCCAGGUGCCGCUCGUCGAAAUUGCAGUCUCCCAGUACGGCAGCUGGCUUCUCCCACGGGCCCUCGUCGAGGAAAACAGCACUAGACAUGAUGUUACCGAAGCCUUCAAGACCAUCCUCUCGACUGGUGCUACCUUCACCACCGUGGCGGUUAAUGUGUCAAAGGAAGUCACUGGCGACGUCUAUAACGCCGUGAACCCGGCAUGGCGCAAUGCAAUUGCCCACGUACUUCUGUAUACAGACUGGGCGUUCAACGAGCCCGAGGAAAUGCUUGCACAGCAGAAAUUGAUGACCGAAGUGUUGGUUCCUAGCAUCAGCAACUUGGCCCCGGAGUCUGGCGCUUAUCUUAACGAGGCCGACUUCCGCCAGCCCGACUUCAAGACUGCAUUCUAUGGCAAGAACUACGACACACUCCGCGAGAUUAAGGCCAAGUACGACCCUCACUCUCUCUUCUAUGGGCUGACUGCCGUUGGCUCUGAUGAGUGGACUGUCUCGGAAAGUGGUAGAAUGUGCCGUGCAGCUACUUCCAGUGCUUAAAUCGGGACACGAGUGCAUUCCAAAGUCCUGUUAUUAACUAUGCGUUGCCUGUGCUGGUGAACAGGCAAAAGAGAGGGACAAAGUCUUGGAACUCACAAAGCAAGCAUGAGAUAGAUGACAUCCGCUAUUCGUCUUUCCUCUUUUCCUUUCAUAAGCUAAGGAGCGGGGAACGCAGUGAGAUGGAAGGUCGUGUACUCUAGAUCUUAUUUUCUUAUGAAUGAUGUACUAUAUAGAGCUUAAACAGCUCGAAACCGAAAUUGC
This is a messenger RNA of Aspergillus pseudonomiae, 2276 nucleotides long. RefSeq names its product FAD-dependent oxidoreductase. Lineage: Eukaryota; Fungi; Ascomycota; Eurotiomycetes; Eurotiales; Aspergillaceae. The transcript is spliced from 4 exons. Gene Ontology annotation, molecular function: FAD binding; oxidoreductase activity. The coding region runs from base 297 to 2015 and encodes 572 amino acids. The record is from RefSeq and is a predicted model, not a curated record.